Messenger RNA from Lethenteron reissneri (Far Eastern brook lamprey), 3225 nucleotides. Its product is annotated as estrogen receptor beta-like. Lineage: Eukaryota; Metazoa; Chordata; Hyperoartia; Petromyzontiformes; Petromyzontidae. Gene Ontology annotation, molecular function: DNA-binding transcription factor activity; sequence-specific DNA binding; zinc ion binding. The record is from RefSeq and is a predicted model, not a curated record. Gene Ontology annotation, biological process: regulation of DNA-templated transcription.
GAAGAAGACAACCUGAUGACUGAUGAUGCAGGCAGUGAUGAGAAGGAAACUGGCACUAUUUGGACACACGUACAUGUAAGUAGGAUGGACAACAACAGGGAAAUAAAAAAAGUGUGCUGUUGGGAAAAAUUGAAGGAACCGGAAGUAGAAGAAGACCUAACAGAGAAUGGCUUGACUACAUACGAGGUUGGUGCCAGAAAGAUGUGGCACUUCGUGAGCAUCUUGGCACAAGGCAGAGGAAAUUGGAAACAAAUUAUGAAAUCUGCAGUGGACACCUAUGGACUAUCUGCCUAUAGAACAUAAUAUAUUUUUUUCCUUUUAAAGCAGUGUUACUGACAAUUCUUGUUGUUUUUUUGUUUGUUAAUAGUGCUUGUGCAGCACUGCCAAUGCAGCAUCACCAACUAAUUAGAAAUUAUAUAACAUUGAGGGAAGCAAAGGAAAGCUGUAAUGUUUUCGUCUGUUGCUUAUUUUAACCAAGACAUCAUUUAGCUGCUAAUCGAUGACAUCACGCUGGCAGAAUGUGUGAAACCUUGCCAUUGUCAAUGAUCCCAAGCUUUCAUUCUCUUUCCACAUAUCUCAAUGCUACGGGAUCUCAUACUUCCAUCUUGGCAACAUCGACCGCAUAUGCCAUUUUCUUACCCCAGCUGCUGCUGCUGCUGCAGCUGAGCCUCUCAUCCAUGCCUUCAUCACACUCCGGCUCGACUAUUGCAACUCUCACCUCUACGGCCUCUCCAAAUCCCUCAUCUCCAAGUUUCAGAUCGCAAAGGUCACUGGAGGAGCCACAGAGGGAGAGUGAACAACGAUUGCUCAUUGCUAAGGUACAGAGGCUUCAACAGUGAUGCUCGGAGGGGUGGCGUCAGGUCGUUUGGAGGAGCCGUGCCUCAUGCACACGUGGAGGGCAUGGGCAUCAUCCACAUCCUCCUGGAGGCUGAGCCCCCCAAGUUGCUGUGUAUGCGAUCCCUGGGCGAGCCACUGACCGAGGCCUCCAUGAUGACCUUGUUCACUGACUUGGCCACCAAGGAGAUGGUACACAUCGUCUCCUGGGCCAAGAAGAUUCCUGGAUUCAUGGAGCUGGAUCUGCCAGUUAAGACGCAGCUCCUGGAGAACUCCUGGCUCGAAGUACUCAUCACUGGACUCAUUUGGAGAUCCAUGGAACAACAGGACACUCUGGUCUUUGCUUCGGACCUUGUGUUUACAAGGGCUGACGGCAGCCGUAUGGAAGGCACCAUGGAAAUCUUCGACCAGCUGCUGGCUAUCGUGACCCAUUUCCGUGAGCUGUGCUUUCGGAUGGAGGAGUACACCUGUCUCAAGGCUAUGGUCCUCCUCAAUGUUGGUCUGUGCUCAGACUGGAUGUUGACCGAGCAGCCAGAUGCAAUCAAGGCGGUCUGCAAGAUAAUGGACACUGUCAGCAACGCGCUGGUCAGUUUCUUGGAGCACAGCUGUCUGUCGGAGGGGCAGCAGUUCCACCGGUUAACGCGGCUGCUCAUGCUUCUCUCCCACAUCCACCAGAUCAGCUACAGAGCCUCUAACAAGGGGAUCCAACAUCUGACCAUCAUGAAGAUGAAACACAUGAUCCCACUACGCACGCUGCUCACCGAUAUGCUGGAGGGAGCCCAGGUCAAGUGAGCUAAAGUGGGCACCGCUUAGAUACCUGGCACCCUUCACGUGUACGGCAAACCUGGCGUACUCCUCACAAAGACGGCCACACCAAACAAACGCACGGAGUGUACAGCAGCGAUAAGGUUAUGUAGUAUCGUACGGUAUUGUGCUGGUUGAAGUAUGCAGAGUUAGCCACGGAAUAUUGCGUAAUUUAGUAGCAUCGAGUCUGUAUUGUCCGAAGCUGUACGGUGUCAUUUUCAUGAAAAAGGGGUGCGUGGCACAGUAAAAUGAGCAUGGUUGUGGAUGGUCGUAUUAUUUGCAAGUAAGAUUUCCAUUGCAUAACGGUGCAGCAUUUUAAGUGUUGUCACAGUGGUGUAGUGCAGUACUGUCCCCAAUACUCUCAUGUAACGGCAGUGAGAUGCAUUAUGUCAUGUUAUCGGCAACCGAGUGCUCUCCAGUACAAAGGCAGGCGACUUACACUACAAAGUACAAACGUCGCUCUGCCUAUGUCCUGGGUAAGUGGACACAAUCCCAACUCGGAACACGUGCCUCAUUCAUGCACGGUGCAGACUUCUAAAACUCAGUACCGCGCUGAAGUUUGUUCACCGUUUUGGCCACGUUCACACACGUUAAUAAACACAAACCCUGCCCACGUGCGUUGUUUUGCAAACCGUCGCAUGUAAUUUGUGAAGUGGCAGAGCUGCCUUUAUGCACUAAAUUACAAGAAAAAGUCAAAUGUUGGGCGGCCCUCAACGGCAUCGGAGGCCCCAAGUCAAUGGUGGUGGGCGCAGCCCUCCGUAGGACAACUGUUUGAUACAACUCAAGCGACACACAAAUACAACGCAGUAUCAGAAAUAUUGGUUUAAGCUUCACCCUCAACAGGAAGCAGAUUUCGUGGUUUACACACGAUUGGAAUCACAUUUUGAGUAGUACGAGGCUUAAAUCCGCUUUCUACAUUGGGUUGAGCCUGCUCUAAUGCUUGAAUCCAGCCCUCGGGCAAUAACUUUUAGAGGCCCAAAUGCUAAGUGUUUAAUCUUCAUAUUUUUCUAAAUAUCAAGAUCAAACAUGACAAUACUAGUGCCGUACUAUUGCCAAAUUUCAGCUAUUUCAGCUAUUCUGGAACAUGAGAAUUUACAUCACUCAAUCGCGAUCAUCUGUAUGUUCAUAUGCAUCUGUAUGUUCACGUACCAUACUAUUUAUGAAUUAUAAACAAAAACCAUGGAGUGUUACACACCCAAUUCUAUGCAUAAAUCUUACGCUGGUAAAUCAAAUUUCAGUUGGUUAAUCGUGAGCUCGUUACACUCCUAUAAUUACUUCUAUAAGGUGCACAAAUCACUUUAAACCUCAAGGUCCCUGUCUCCAACGUGUGGGUGGUUCGACUUGUAUGUCAAGGCUUAGUGAAUGGCCACUCCAACUGUCAAAUGAGAAUGUAAGGGCUUCAACGUGAUGCCUGUCCUCGUGAGCCCGGUUAGAGCAAGCUGCGUGUAUUGGCCUGACAUUUGCUAUUCCCCCUCUGAGUGGCUGAACAAAUUGAGGCAAUGUUUGUGGCAUGACAGUCCGUCCGCCAACAAGACAUACAUUACAUUCGAGCACAUUAAAAUUCAAGCAUAACAUCAAAAGACCAUU